Messenger RNA from Aspergillus alliaceus, 1437 nucleotides. RefSeq lists its product as uncharacterized. The record is from RefSeq and is a predicted model, not a curated record. The transcript has 2 exons. Bases 1 to 1437 code for a protein of 478 amino acids. NCBI's taxonomy places the organism in Eukaryota, Fungi, Ascomycota, Eurotiomycetes, Eurotiales, Aspergillaceae.
AUGAUUGAGCAUCCCCCAAUCCAUCAUCAUUCAUCCUCUACCUCAAUCUCUGCAAAUACAACUUUCUUAACACCUCAAUCAUCUACUGCAACCUCCCAGAAUGUCUCCUUCGAGCCGAAUGGCCUUUCCGGAACCCCACCCACAUCCCACGUACCUGACCUCGAUGAUUCGAUGUCCUCCGACGAUCAAUCCAUAUCGGACCCAUUUCAUCAGGAUGCAUACAUGAGUGAAGACGAUAUGGAGAGACGAAGGGUAACUGUAUCAUCUACGGCAAGGGGUUCCUCGCAUCCCUCCUUAACGUCUCAUGACGACUAUCGUUCCCAGGCUUCCAUCCACAGUAUUCCUCCACACACAGCUCCAUAUCAACCAGCGCAGUCUACAGGACAGGCUAGGAAGGAUAGCAAUCGAGAACGCUCCAUAGAUCGGGAAAACUAUAAAAGCUCUCGCAACACGAUGUCUAGUAGCUCUAUCCGAUCAUUGACCCCUCAUGGAAGGCCCAAUACUGCAGGUAAUUGCGCCACGGAUGUUCUUCAAAGCACCGUACGGACGGACACAUCAAAACAUCCUGCGACAGGAGAAGCGUUACCAACAUUCAAUACAGAUGCAAAGCCCCUAGCCAGCCGUUCAGCCAACAAGGAGAAGGUGCCGCCGCCUCCACCCAAAAGUCACCAUGGGAAGUUGAUCAAUUCCGGUGCCGGCUCAUCGCCCUCUCCCCAGCCCACACCUCCCAAACAUGCAAACUGCCUUUCCUUUCAUAGCUACUCUCCGGAUUCUUCAUCUCCACCCGGGCCAUCGCAGGUGGAAAAGGAUUGCUUCACUGGGUCGGCUGGUAGUGAACUCGAAAAGCCAAGUGAGCCUUUAAGACGCAGCCAAUCCCAGUACAAGCGACCACCAACCCCACCGCUGAGUAGGCGGCAUAGCCAGAUGAGAAGAUCCAAAACCACUUUAUCCAAGCCAAACCCAAGUAGGCUUUCUAUGCCAGCCGUAAAGAUGGAGGGCACCGAAUCACCCCCUCCUAGUCCAAGCUCCUGGACCUUGAACCCUUCGCGGGCCCGGGAUGCCGAACUUAGUGCUUCAUCUGGGGAAACUCCUCGGAGGCCUUCGCUACAGCAUCAAAACUCUGGUGCGGCAAUAUCGACGCUGGGCACCGAGGUCUCAACUCCAUCGUCUCGGUCCAAUUCCCGGACACCUACGAAACGAUCAUCGAUAGGUAACCCUCUGCCGCCGCCUCCGCCCCCACGGCGCACCCGGGGUUCUAGCAGCCAGAGUAAUGAUAGUACCCGACCGAGUCUCCAGUCGGAAAAGCAACCGGAAGUACCUAAAGAAUAUAUUCCUCACCCGUCUAAUGCCAGUGGUAUUCUGGCUGAUUUGUCGCGUCUGCAAAAGGAAGUAGAUGAUCUUCGGGUUCACUACGAAAGUCGUAAGGCCAGCCAUUGA